Pogoniulus pusillus (Red-fronted tinkerbird) is the source of this 8380-nucleotide messenger RNA. It is a transcript of the gene TNS3, whose product is annotated as tensin 3. The transcript has 32 exons. Gene Ontology annotation, molecular function: protein binding. Gene Ontology annotation, biological process: dephosphorylation. Gene Ontology annotation, cellular component: focal adhesion. The record is from RefSeq and is a predicted model, not a curated record. The coding region runs from base 391 to 5148 and encodes 1585 amino acids. NCBI's taxonomy places the organism in Eukaryota, Metazoa, Chordata, Aves, Piciformes, Lybiidae.
CGCACCCUCCGAGGCAGACUGUUUGGCCGGUUCCUGGUUUCGUUGUUACUGUAUCCAUACCGCUCGGUGAUCCAAAAACCCUCCCCCUAGGACAGGGAAGGCGAAGUUUCCCCGCUUCAGACAGAGCUCUCGGCACCGGCUCUCUGAUUCGUCGUCCCGGCUCCGGAGGGGGCACGGUGUGGUCAGUUCGGCGGCCCGGUAACAAAAGGGGAAGCAGAAGAGAGGAGCUCGGAGAGCGGCUGGCAGCGCGGGGGAGCUCAGCCUGCCGGGGGAAGCUCAGCAGCGGCCGCGCAGGGGCGAGGGGCCCAUGGCUGCGGGCGGCGGGUGAGGAGCGGGCGGAGGGCAGCGUCCCCGCCCGCGUCAGAGGCGAGGAGCGGCUCGGGGUGUCCCAUGGGCGGCCGGGCCAGCCUUGCGUGUCGCGGGAGAGAGCUGACUUCCCCGUCCCGCCGCCGCUCCGCGCAAGAGGAGGCCGAGACGAUGGUUCAGCCUCAAGAAACAGCUUCAAGGUCUCACACCUUCAAAACGAAGUCUUUUAAGAAAUACAAAGCCUGUGGAAUCUGCAAACAAGUAAUUGAUAGCCAAGGCAUUUCCUGCAGAGUUUGCAAGUAUGCCUGCCACAGGAAGUGUGAAGAAAAGGUGGUGACACCCUGCUUUUUGCCAAGCAACUACGAACUGGCCAAUAACUCUGAGACCAUUAAAAACCAUGUAACCAGAACUAAUUCCAGCAGUACUUCAAAGAAUUCCUCUUUCAGUUGUGACAAAGGAUCACGAAGUGCAGACUUUGAUCACAUUAUGGAGGAAGGCUAUGAGCUUGACCUCACCUACAUCACAGAGCGGAUCAUCGCUGUCUCCUUCCCUGCUAGCUGCUCUGAGGAAACUUACCUCCACAAUCUGCAGGAUGUGACCCGAAUGCUCAAAUCCAAACACGGGGAUAAUUACUUGGUGUUAAAUCUCUCUGAAAAGAGAUAUGACCUCACCAAGCUUAACCCAAAGAUUGUGGAUGUGGGGUGGCCUGAUCUCCAUGCUCCACCUCUUGAUAAGGUGUGCACCAUCUGCAAGGCUAUGGAGUCAUGGCUGAACAGUGAUCCUCAACACGUGGUGGUGAUCCACUGCAGAGGAGGAAAAGGUCGGAUAGGCGUUGUCAUAUCGUCAUACAUGCACUUCACCAACGUUUCUGCCAGUGCUGACCAAGCUCUAGACAGAUUUGCUAUGAAGAAAUUCUUUGAUGAUAAAGUUUCAGCUUUAAUGCAGCCAUCCCAAAGAAGAUAUGUGCAGUUCUUAAGUGGCCUUCUGUCUGGAUCUGUGAAAAUGAAUGCAAGCCCUCUUUUCCUGCACUAUGUUAUCCUUCAUGGCAUCCCAAGCUUUGAUGGUGGGAGAGCUUGUCAGCCUUUUCUGAAGUUGUACCAGGCUAUGCAACCAGUUUAUACAUCUGGAAUAUAUAGCAUAGGAUCAGAAAACAAAAGCCGAAUCUGCAUUGCUAUAGACCCUGCCCAGCUUUUGAAGGGAGAUAUUAUGCUGAAGUGCUACCACAAAAAGUACCGCUCAGCUACUCGGGAUGUCAUCUUUCGCCUGCAGUUUCACACUGGAGCUGUUCAAGGAAAUGGGCUGGUCUUUGGCAAGGAGGACUUGGACAAUGCUAACAAAGAUGACCGUUUCCCUGAUUACGGCAGAGUGGAAUUAGUGUUUUCAGGAACUCCAGAGAAAAUUCCAGGAUGCGAACACUUUCAGAACGAGCACGGAGUGGUGGUGGAUUACAAUACCUCUGACCCGCUGAUACGCUGGGAUUCCUAUGAGAAUGUGAGCCCUGAUGGGGAAGUGCUGCAUACCCAAGGUCCCAUUGAUGGCAGUUUGUAUGCAAAAGUGAGAAAGAAGAGCUCUUCAGACAGCAGCAUCCCUGGUGUUGCACAGGGUGUUCCCAUGACUGCUAGUCCCGAUCACAGUGAUCAUACCCUGUCGGUCAGCAGCGAUUCAGGACACUCAACAGCUUCGGUCAGGACAGACAAGACUGAGGAGCGCCCUGUGCCAGGAGUCAAAAGAGGUCUGAGCCCACAAGAGAAGGCAGAACUGGACCAGCUGCUGAGUGGCUUUGGUCUGGAGGAUUCUGUCAGCACCAGCAAGGAUAUGAGUGAUGCUCGAGGCAAGUACAGUGGGAUUCGCCACGUAGUGCCCGCUCAAGUGCACGUGAACGGAGACAGCAAGCUGAAGGACAGGGAGACAGACAUCCUGGAUGAUGAAAUGCCUAACCAUGACCUCCACAGCGUGGACAGCAUCGGCACCUUGUCUUCCUCAGAAGGACAGCACUCUGCCCACCUGGGGAACUUCAGCUGCCACAAGAGCAGUCAGAAUUCCCUUCUGUCAGAUGGCUUUGGAAGCAACAUUGGGGAAGAGCAUCACAAUGCUUUUGCCCCAGACCUGGGAAUUGGUGUGGAUCCCCUCUAUGAGAGAUCAUUUGGAAGCACUGAGACAAAGUCAACUCAGCAAUUGCAACGGAAUCCUUCUGUCCCCCCCCAGCCUCAGGACUAUGGCCCAAGUAACUACUCUACUCAGACCUGGGUGCGCCAGCAGCAGAUGGUCACUGCUCACCAGUAUGGUUUUGCCCCAGAGAAUGAAAUCAGGGUUGGCAUUCACAGCACUGCAGAGAGCUCAGGCACCGCCCAGAGCCCCUCCCGAGUCCCAGACACCCCAACGCGUGGCUCCAGCAGCAGAGAUGCUGUGCAGAGGGGCCUAGGAAGCGUGCCAGGUUCUGAAGCUGCAGAACAUGCCAGUGCUGAGAGUUUUAAGUCAAGGCCAGUGCCUCAGAGGGACACAAAUGGCCUAGAUCUAGAACAGAACACGGGAGACUUGCCAGCUUCUCCGACUUUGGAUAUCGAUCAGUCCAUUGAACAGCUGAACAGGCUGAUCUUGGAGUUAGACCCUACAUUUGAGCCUAUCCCAACCCGCAUUAACAGUGUCACCAGGGACAGAAAUCAAGUAAAUGGCUUCACCAGCCUGGAUGUUGAUGUGGAAGGGCUUGGCAGAAGUCCUGGCUUCCAGGAAAAAUUAGAGGUCACAAACAGAAGUCCCUCCCAGCACGCACCAGGUGUGCAAGAUGAUGGUGCCACAGAGGGGAGGAUGAGAAAGUUAAGUGUUGGGCAGUAUGACAAUGAUGUCCCUGGGCAGCCAUUGUAUAACAAGCUUGGAUGGAUGAAGUCUCCUGCUGCAGACCAGGCUGUAAAUCCAGGAUCACCAAUCCUUGUGAGGAAGACCAAGGAGAUGGCUGCUGCACGUUACCAAGAUGAAAUAGAUGGGGAAGUCUUCUCUCCUGCCAAAAAUGGAAAUGAAACUGCCCUAUCCACACCAGCUUUCCCCCUGUCACCAGAGACAUCCUAUGUGAAAUCACCUCCCCUCUACCACCAGCGGAUUCCCUCCAGCCAAAAGGUCAGCAGCCCAUCUGAGCUGUACAGAACCAGUCCUGAAUCUCCAAGUUACCCGGAAGCUCUUGGCCACGCUCUGACGUCUGACAGCUCUGUGGGCACUAACCCUGCUUUGCUGAAGGCCAACAUGCAGACAGAUCCCUCAUUUCAGCACUGUUUCUCCUCUUCAUGCACUGUUUCAAGUAACAGUCCUGUCCCAGGUGGAGAAAGUUCUUCUGCACCAGAACUUCCUUGGGUCGAGAGCAGCUCUAAGGUUUCCUCAUCACUCCAGUUUUCGAUGGGAAACAGCAGGCAGCCAGGAGGUUACCUUGUGCCCUCUGAGUUCUCAAAUGCUGUGCAAGAUGGCUCUCUCUUGACUCGUUUCCAAACUCCAGGACUGCAAGUCGUCACCCUGAACAGUCUGGAGAGCUCCCCAGCAGAGCCACAGCAAGAACCUGCUGUCAGCAGCAGUGCCCGGUCCUACCUGAGCUACGCUGGGGGCAGCAGGAGCAACAGCUCCCCCCGAGAGGAGAAGCAAGCUGCUUUCACAGCCAAUGCUGGCGUCUCUCCUAAAACAGUGAGCUCAGCAGUGGCAAGUGCCGAGGACAAUGGCUCUUUGACACAGAACUUUCUUACAGUGGCCUCUGGACACAGCAGCCAGAACAGUUUGGCUCAGCAGCAGCACGGAGGGAAGCUACAGGCCCAGCCACCUCUCCCAGAGAAAAAGCGCUCCUCUGAAGGAGACCGCUCCUUUGCCUCUGUGUCACCUUCUUCAAGUGGCUUCUCUAGCCCCCACAGUGGAAGCACAAUCAGCAUCCCCUUCCCAAAUGUCCUCCCAGAUUUCUCAAAGACGUUAAGCACUUCCCCAGUGCCAGAGAACACAACAGAUAAACAGGUGACUGUAAAAUUUGUCCAGGACACAUCCAAGUUCUGGUAUAAGCCAGAUAUUUCAAGAGAACAAGCCAUUGCUGUUCUGAAGGACAAGGAGCCUGGCUCAUUCAUUGUCAGAGACAGUCAUUCCUUCCGGGGAGCCUAUGGGCUGGCCAUGAAAGUUGCUACACCACCUCCUUCUGUGCUGCAGUUGAACAAGAAAGCUGGAGAUCUGUCAAAUGAACUCGUAAGGCAUUUUCUGAUUGAAUGCACUCACAAGGGGGUACGCUUGAAAGGAUGCCCAAACGAACCAUACUUUGGCAGUUUGACAGCUCUGGUGUAUCAGCAUUCCAUCACGCCGCUGGCAUUGCCCUGCAAGCUUCUCAUCCCAGACAGAGAUCCCUUGGAGGAGAUAGCAGAAACUUCGCCACAGACUGCUGCGAACUCGGCUGCAGAGCUUCUCAAACAGGGGGCAGCAUGUAACGUUUGGUACCUGAAUUCAGUGGAGAUGGAGUCCCUCACAGGCUACCAGGCAGUGCAGAAAGCCUUGAGCACGACGCUGAUGCAAGAGCCUUCUCCCGUCUCCACCGUUGUCCAUUUCAAGGUGUCUGCACAGGGAAUCACCUUGACUGAUAAUCAGAGAAAGCUCUUUUUUCGGCGACAUUAUCCGGUCAGCACUGUUAUUUUCUGCGCUUUGGAUCCCCAGGAUAGAAAGUGGAUGAAAGAUGGCCUUUCUGCAAAAGUGUUUGGGUUCGUUGCCAGGAAGCAGGGCAGUGCCACAGACAACGUGUGCCACCUAUUUGCAGAGCAUGAUCCGGAGCAACCCGCCAGCGCUAUUGUGAACUUUGUAUCAAAGGUCAUGAUUGGAUCUCAGAAGAAGAUCUGAUGCCUUUUCACCCUUGCCUCUGCGCUCUUCAGUCCUGUCACUGAAGGAAAGCACUUUGAGAGGGAGAAGGCCUUGUCAGCAGCAACGUCUGAACCUUGUCAUUCCCAAGAAGGAAAGCAGAGGACAGUCAUCUGCAUUGUGUUUGCAAGAGUUCAGCCUUUCCUUUGGAGAUGCCUCUGACUGAAAGCAUUUCUUUGAUUUUGUAUCGGAGGACAAAAGGAGCUGGGUGCCACCCAGGCCCACGUAGCCCACACCUGAAUGAAGUGUAAAAUGAAACCUUUUCUCCUGAAGGGUUUCUGAUGUCUUUUUCACAUGCUGUUUCUCAUCAUUUAUUGGAGCAGAAAUACUCACUCGGCUGUGCUACUUAUUUUUGUGUGCAGAAAACCUUUUGUAUAACCUUCACAAAGACACUUGCCUUAAUUGCAUCAGUGGUAGCUGUAGGCCUUGCCAACGUGCUCUGAAGAAAAUAAUGGUCUGAGGAAGACUGUUUGCUCUUCCCUUUGUCUUUAUGUGAUCAGUGGUGGGAGCUGAAUGGAGAAAGGGGGGGGGGGUGUAUGUGAAGAGGAGGUUUGUGCAAGUUGACUUCUCGUCAGAAAGAAGUGGCAGUGUGGAACGUUCAGGGACAUUGCUCUGUGAUUAGUGUUUAGAAGGUUGGGCUGGUUUAGUCUGAAGAGUGUCAAAUAAGGAAGAGGUGGCAGAACAAAAACAAAGGUUGUGUGAAAAAUCUAGCCUGUACUUAGGGGGGGGUUGUAUCAUUUUUGUUUUAUACAGAGAACUAGGGAGGGAAGAGUCUGUAUUUUAAUAAAUGCAAGAUAAAAAAUGAGGGAAAAGCAAAGAAGAAAAUGUUUAUAAUUUAUAUAUUUUUACCUGUGUCAGAUUAUUUAUAGUAGGUCUCAGAUCUUGGGAUGCUUUAUGGAUGUUCUCAAAGCAGACCAUGGUUGAGCUUUGCCUCUGUAGCACUACUUUGCAUAAGUAACAGUGUGUGUAGCCUGUGCCCUGGUUACAGGCAGUAGUCUCCUAGUUUGGCUUCUGUCUUACAGUGAGAAGAUGUUCCUCGGUUCCUGCCUCUCAUGCUCUUUUGCUAGUAACUUUAGUUCCCCCACCUGAGACACCAUUACCUUUGUGCCUCCUUUUUACUGGAGCUGUAGGCAUUUCUCUUUUUAAUUGUUUUAAUUGUGACCUGCAUUUUUUGAUUUAUCAUGACAUUUUUUAUCCUGCCUGGAGUCAGGAAAUCCAAAAGGGAAUGGAAUUGAUUUUGUUACCCUGUCCCGUUUCUUGCGGGCAUUUCUGGGAUGAUUUCUGCAACCCUCCCUCUUGUGGAUAUCAGUGCACCUUUCUGAACACGUUGGUGGUUUUUAACACCUAACAAAGUGCUGGUUGGCUUUACAGGACACUGAUGUAGGAAGUGACAGUGGAAACCUUCACGAGGAGAGUAAACUGCUGAAGUCUGCUGUCUGAUUCCUACUCGCUCCAAGCCAAGCAGACCCCUGUACCAGAACUGAUGGUAACAGACCAGCUUCAGUUUGACAGGGCUGAAUAGGUUUUAUUUGCCUCUGUUUUUCUGAUGUGUGGUUUAAAAUAUGAUGUUAAUAAUCUGAGGAAUAAAAUGACAUGCUGAAUUCAGCAUGCCAGUGAGUGAGGCACUAGACUGACUAGGAACUGUCUGCACUUGGAGGAUUUAAUGCUUUUUACUCACUUCUACUAAAUGAUGGCUACAUGGAAUGAGAUGUAUGGUGGGGGGAUGUAUGUUGAGAAGGUUUCAUCCAUUUGGGCUACAUUUGUCUAUUAUAAACUCUAAUCUGUUUAUUACUAAGCAGUUCUUUUCCUGUUUCCUAACACCUUAGGACCAUGGAAACCUUAGUCAGUGACCAUAGCCAAAGUGUUACCAAAUUAUUUGUGUAACUGAAUUUUGUAUCAAUAACUUCAUGCUUUUUAAAAUGGGAGGUGAGAGUGGGGACAGGGAGAAAAGGAGAGAGAAGAAGGAUUUGAAGUUUAAUCUCUUUGGAGCAGGAAGUGGUGUAUGAGUAGCAGUGGGCAUUGGAUGCAUGAGGAAGGGUGAAGCAAUCCAAAGUGUGCUAGCUACCGUUGAAGCAAUGAAGGCAAGUGCCUCUGAUUUGUACCAAUAAUUCUGUUCUUCUGACACAGAGGUGUGCUACUUAAAGGGUGUUCCUGUACCAUCCAAAUAAAGAGUGCAGUUCUUACUGCUAGGAGCUUCCUUCCAUUGGAAACAUGAGAGGAGAAGUUGCCCAAUCCAGUGAGCCAGUCAGAGUCCAGUGAAUUGCUUCAGUUGACAUCUCAGUUAGAGUUAACUCUCAGCUAGGUUUCAAUCUGAUGUGUUGCGAGCAUUGAAACGAGGAAGGGUUUUUUACUGUAUCUUUUCACUUCUGUAGAUGCUACUUAAAUUUUAGUGUCUCUUUGUUAGACACCAAGUGUUGGCCUUUGGGCCUAAGAUAGUCUUUUCUUUCCCCAUGUAUUAUUGUUUCCAUCCAGGGCCUUGUAUUUAUUCCUUGUGCUUUCUCAAGGCCUGCUGAAGUCAAGAGCAUAAGGAAUUGGAUGUUGACAUUUCCCAGUGUUUCUUGGGAGUUCAGCUCUACUUGGUAAGUGGGGGAGGGGGGAAGAAGUUGUCCUGUUUAUAAGGGAGGUUUUGUAUUAUGCAUUCCUUUUGGAUGUCCUAAUGCCACAUGCUUUUUUGCUUUUUAAUGAGCUAAAAAACCCACACAAAGCAAAAUAGUUCAGUGCCUACCUGUUGUAGCCUCUAGAAAGACACCCACCAAACUGAUGUUCACGGCAAAUACCAGACCUAAAUAGUUAAUGCAGCACUUCUCUUGCAGAGUUUUUGGUAGAUGUGUAUAUGCAGUUUUGUAACUGAGGACAGCAAGGUGACAACAUGUAUUUAGCCAGACUCCUAUUAACCUGCUUAGUAAAUGUACUACUACUAUAAUCAUACAGUGUUAAACUACAAGAAUGCUGAAAGCCAUGUUGUUAAUGAAUGGUUUCCCUGUAUCCAGCAGAAUCAUUAAAAAUUCAAUGUUUCCUUCUUGGAUUUACCUACUAGUGAAGAUUUUUGCCUUUUUUUUUUUUUUUUUUUCCCCUGAAACUGUAAAGAAGCAUCAAAAGGUCUCCAGUAUGUAAAUGAAUGUUCUAUAAAAUCUUUGUAUAGUCAUUUUUCUCUGCUCCUUUAGAUCUUCCCUCUUGAUUCAGGUUCUAAUAAAAUGCUGAAUGUGAAAUUUCA